This is a messenger RNA of Drosophila nasuta, 2206 nucleotides long. RefSeq names its product protein FAM136A. Bases 101 to 502 code for a protein of 133 amino acids. Lineage: Eukaryota; Metazoa; Arthropoda; Insecta; Diptera; Drosophilidae. Gene Ontology annotation, cellular component: cytoplasm. The transcript has a single exon. The record is from RefSeq and is a predicted model, not a curated record.
UAUCGAUCAGUUAACCUUAUUUGUGUUUGAACAAAGUAGUCGGCUUUUGCUUUUGUUGUUAACAUAUAUCGAAAAUAUUGAAGCAAAGCUGUUUAGCAUUAUGGAUGAGAAUACCAAUUUGGAGGAGCAGCGGGAACGCAUUGAAAACGCAUUGAUCAGUGCAGUCGACGACAUCGAUCGCGAGCAUUUGCGCAAACUGCAGCUGACGAUGCACGGCUGUGCGAAACGCUGUUGUGCCGACAUGAAUGCCAGCGCCGAGGCCGUGCAACGUUGCGUCGAUCGUUGCCAGUUGCCGCUGACACGCGCUCGCUGCUAUGUGCAACAGGAGUUGGCCGAAUUCGAGACGCAGCUGGAGAAUUGCAUGCGUCAGUGCCAAGUGCCGAACGACGACGAUGCAGGCGGAAGAUCCGAGCGAUGUUCAGUCGAGUGUGUGGACAAAUAUGUGACGCUUUUGCCGGAAUUGCUGAGCACCAUGAGAAUGGCGCUUGACAAGGGAUUGUAGGGGAGUGUAAGAGGAAGAGGGAGAGGGGGAAAAGGGAGAAAUAGGUGGGGGAAAGAGAGAGGGUAGAAAGAGGAAGGGAUGGACAGAAAGUAAGAAAAAGAGAGAGAGAGAGAAAGAGAGAGAGAGAGAGAGAAAGAGAGUGAGAGAGAUAAAGAGGUAGAGAAAGAGAGUGAGCGAAGGAGAGAGAGAGAGAGAGAGAGAGAGAGAAAGAGAGAUAAAGAGCAAGAGAUAAAGAGAGAGAGAGAGAGAGAGAAAGAGAGAUAAAGAGAGAGAGGGAAAGUGAGAUAAAGUGAUAGAGGUAAAGAGAGAGAGAGAGAGAAAGAGAGAUAGAGAAAGAGAGAUAGAGAAAGAGAGAGAGAGAGAGAGAAAGGGAGAGAGAGGAAAAUAGAGAAAAAUAUAGGGAGAGAGAGAGAAGGAGAGAUAAAUAGAGAGAGAGAGAAAGAGAGAAAUUGAGAAAUAGAGAAACAGAGAAAAAGAGAGAAAAAGUGAGAAAAAAGAGAGAGAAACCGAGAGAUAUAAAGAGAGAGAGAAAGAGAGGCAGAGAAAGAGAGAUACAGAAAGAGAAAGAGAGAGAGAGAAAGAGAGAGAGAGAGAGAGAGAGGGAGACAGAUUGACAAAUAAACAGAGACAAACAAUGAAAAAGAUAGGUGAACUAAGAUAUAAACCUCGAGAAAGAGAAAGAGAUAGACGGGUUGAGAAAAAAAAGGUGGAGAAAAAAGAAACAGGCUGACAGAUAAAGAGACAGAUGGAGAAAUUUAAAUAGAAAAAAAAUGUAAAGACAGACAGACAGACAGACAAAAAGCAGAAUAGAAGAUUUACUAAGAAAGAGAUAAACUAACAUAUAGAAAAAGAGAUAGCAAAAUAAACGGGCUGCGAAAGAGACAGAUGAAGACGUAAAGACAGACUGGUGAAAAAAAAGUUAGACAGAAAGAGGAAGUCAAGUAGGGAUAAGGUGGGCAAUGAAAGAUAUACGGACGGAGUAAAAUAUAGAUUAAUAGACAUUAAUGGAAAUAGAUAAACGAAAGAAGCAAGGCGUAGCAGACAGACGGAGUCAGACAGAGAGAGAAAGCAAUAGAUUUACAGACAGAUUGAGAAAAAGACAGACAUAGACAUUGUAUAUAUGUAAAUAGAGACAGUCGGGCCGCAGACAGAUAAACUGUGACAGACAGUCAUAAAGAGUUACACGAAUUACACGAAUAUGAUGAAUUGUGCAAGAGAUAGCGAAUUAGUUAAUUAAAAUAGCUGCAAAUGAAUCAGUGCUUAUCAGUGACACGUUCACACGUUCUUCGGCGUUUUUGUAUAAAUAGCAAGCAGUCUGCCCCAAAACAGCAGUCGUGAAAAUAUCAAAACAAAACGAAAUGCGUUGUCCACUCUCAUUGCUGUCGCUGCUGCUGCUGCUGUUAUUGUUCUCCUCUGGCGUGUUCAGUGAAGACCUAACACCAGAGGAAAAAAAACUAGAAGAGUCGAUCAAUAAGGUGUUGGAAAAGCAGGGAUUGCUGGAAGAGAAUCUUUCCAAAACUGUGGUGACGGCAUUGAGCAAGGAUCCGGUGCAGUUACGUCGCUUGGAUGAAUUGAUAAACAAUGCGGCGCUUCAGUAAUACAAAUUAAGUUUGUAUACAUAUAUGUUAUGUAUGGACGUGUAUGUGGUGAAGAAAUGCAAUAAAUGAGCUUGCUAUAAAGUUUAUGGCAAGCCAGCAACAACAA